GUAGGAGAAGAAUGCGCAGUCCACAUAAUAUUAAUAAAUAAUAAAUAAUAAUAUUAUGGUUAAUACUAUGGCUAUUAAGGAUUGAUGAGAAAUAAGAAUUGGCGCAUGCGUAAGCUCAUAUCCUAUAACCUGUUCUACCAAGUGUUCAGUGCUGGGAUCUUUUAUCUAUGGCUGGGAUCUAAUAUUAAGCGCGCGCCGAGUGCUGACACAUGUUGCGGGUUAUCACUUAUCAGUAUUCUAUAAUAUUAUUUCUCAUUCUCUCAAAGGCUGAUUGUUACAAAUUUAAAAAUUUAAAACUUCAUGCCAACCGACUUACUUUAGUCAACUAUAUAGGCACAGUGAUUCAGUCUACACUCUGCAAUCAAAGGAACAAAGCUAACCCUAAACAAAAAUGACAAAUUAUCCUGUACAAAACAUGGUCUGGAGCUGUUUAAACACUAAAGAAGAUUUACUUAAAAUAUUUACUGGACAAGUUGAUCGAGAUGUUAUUGAAAUGGUGAUAGAAAGCAGAAAUAAUGAUUUGUUAUUGGCAUAUCGUGAUCUUACUGAAAUAACAAAGGUUCCUGAUCCUGAACAAAAUCUGCAUUUACGAUCUACUGAAGAAAAAAAUCAGUCAGUCUCAGCUUCUACUUACAAUAUUCCCAAAGUUAAUUGGAAACGUUUAUCUACAACUGAAACACCUAUUAAUAAAAUACUCUAUUUAGUAUCAAAACGCUUCAAAGUUUUAGUAUUAAUGAGAGGAUGUCCAGGUAGUGGAAAAUCAUAUCAGGCAACAAAUAUUUUGGAUUUGUGCUAUAAAAAUGUUAACGCCGAUGACUUUAUUUUUAGCGCAGACAAGUUUUUUACGAACAAAUAUAAUGGAAAAUAUUGUUUUAAUCGUAACAAAUUAACUGAAGCACACAAUUGGGCAUUUCAACAAUUCCAAAGGGCUAUUGGAUUAGAAGUUACUCCAGUUAUUGUUGACAAUACAAAUUGUGAAGCUUGGGAAAUGGAAAAUUAUAUUAAAGUGGCUGUAAAUAAUGGAUAUUGGAUUGAAAUUGUUGAACCUAGUACAGAAUGGGCAUGGGAUGGAAUGGAGUUGUUCAAGAAAAAUGUACAUUCAGUACCUUAUGAUUUUAUAAUAUCUUACCUUCGUCGAUAUGAACGUAAUAUCACUAUUGAUAGUUUAUUAACUAGAUUUAAAUUUAAAUACAAUAAGAAUACCAAGCCACCUAUACAAUCAAACAGUUCUAAAACCUACCAGCUUUGUGAAAAUCUUAUAGAUCAAAGAGAUGAAGACUAUGAAUCCCAAAUUGAGAUUAUUGAUGAUUUUAAAGAUCUGAGUCUGUCACAGAAACAAAAAAAAAAAAAAAAAAGCAAAAAAAAAAUAUCUGCUCCUGCCGACAAUAAUGCUGAAGAUAACUCUUUGAUUCCUACAAUUGGUAAAACACUAACAGAAAGAGAAGAAGAUGAUAUUCUUGAGAGCAAUGAAUAUGAAAACCUAUCCCAAGACAUUCCUGAUAUAGAUGAAGAAUCUCAGUUAUCUGUGGAAGAAGCUUCAAAUUAUGUCAAUAAAUCUGUCAACACUUCUGAAAAUGAUUUUUUAUUUAUGGAUGUCCUGAAUGAAAUACCUGAAGAAGAGUACAGUAGCUAUGUUGUUUUUGGAAGAAACAGAGAUAUUAAUGAAGGGAAUCUGAGUAUUUUGAAUAUGCCUUGUGGAAAAUUAGAUAAAGGAACAACUACUAACGACCUUAAGAAAAUGAUACCUAAACUAAAUUUAAAUAAACUCGGAGAACAAUACCCAGAAAAUAUUUCUUCAUUAAUUAUUGAAUUAUUUGACAAAUGUGAAGGAAAUAUUGACUGGAUUGUAGAUAUGUUGGAAGAGUCUGGACAUUAUAUAUCGAAACAACAAUUGUGCAAUUUUAUUGAGUUUGAAGAAAAUUAUUUUAUUAAAAAUGUUCAAUGUCAAGACUCCAUUCAACUUUUAAAAGAAAAUCACGAACAAGAUAAUAUUUUGUUUGAUUCUCCAUUAAAUCCACAGUCAAAAUUAGUAAAUAAAAUCACUGAAGAAACUGAUGGUAAAAAGAAAAAACUUGGGAAAAAAGUCAUUGAUAAAAAAAUACAGAGAACAUUUAAAGUUGUUGAUGAUGAUUUAAGAAAAAAUAUUGAAAAUAAAUUUACAUUUGGAGAUUCAUUAUACUCUGAUCAUGUUUUGAAGAUAAAAAAAUUUAAAGAAAAUCAAAAUGCACCAGAUAGUACUGAUUUUAUUUUUCCAAGAUCUGAGAGCAUCGAAGAAGAUCUUAUGCUUGAAAAAGAUGAUGAUGGAAACUUUGUUCAGUUAGUUAUGGAUAGAAGUGUACUUGCUCAAUUAUGUGAUUAUUUUGGCGAUUUCUCUCCUAAUUUUAAUCAAAAUACAUUACUAAUGCCAGUGAAAUUACCUGAAAAGUUGGCUGAAGAACUUUAUUAUUAUUUGAUUGCAAAUACGCCUUUAGAUGUUUGUAAUCAAGAUGCCAUUUUACAAGAUGAAACUUUGGCUCGAAAACUACAAGAAGAAUCUACAGAAGAAUGUUCUUCAACUAACUCAAAUAACUAUAUUGGAGAAUUCACAUUUUCUGCAGUCUUAACAAAAAAAUUGCUGUUGGAGAAAUUUAAACAUAUGAAUUCUACACAUGUUCUAAAUGUUUUGCGUGCUAAAAAUUAUAAAUUUCAUGAAGCAAAUGAAUUUCUAAGUGAGGCAUCUGGAACUAAAAGUUCGUUAAACCAAGACAGUCCCACUGUUCAAGAAAAUGAAAGAAGUUGUGUUGAUUGGGUAGGACAUAAUGCAUCCAAUAAUAGUCAAGAUUAUAGUAGAGUAGCUCAAGAACUUUCAAUCAAGAGACAACAGCUUUUACAAAAAGCUAACCAAUCAUUAAGUGCAAAACAACAUCCUUCAGUCACUGCUCAUUAUUUAGAGAGAGCCGACAUAGUUAAACAGAACGAACAACUUGCUAAAACCAAAGCUCUUGUCGAUAUGGUUAAACAAAAUGAAAAUGCCACUUCCUUAGAUUUGCACAAUUUAACAGUUUCAGAUGCUAUUGUAGCACUAGAUAUAUAUUUGGAUAAUCAUAUAUCAAAUUUGAAAAAACCUAAUGGAGGAAAUAGAGGUAGACAACUAACCAUUAUUACAGGCCGUGGAAAACAUAGUCCUAAGGGUAUAGCUCGUAUUAAACCAGUUGUCGUAAGAAGACUUCUAGAUAGACGUUUAAUGUACUUGGAACCUGAAAUACCAGGGACAGUAAUGGUUAUUAUCAAAAAGAAUUCUUUGCUCAGUUCAGAAUGUUAAAAGUUAUUAAUAAGUAUGUUUAUUAAUGUUAAAUUAGAUACUGCUGAUAUGUAUUUAAAUAAUUAUAAUUGGAUUUUUUUUCAUUGACCUAUUUUAACUUUAACCGUUGAUUACUUUAGUUAAGUUAAUAGUUUUAUUUAAUUUCCUAAUAGUUGAAAAUUAUGCUCACAACAUGAACGUUAUCUGUUGAUUGUUUUUUUUAUUUUUAUAAGUAUUUUUACGUUUC
Molecule: messenger RNA, 3527 nt
Organism: Myzus persicae (green peach aphid)
Lineage: Eukaryota; Metazoa; Arthropoda; Insecta; Hemiptera; Aphididae
Product: NEDD4-binding protein 2
Exons: 11
Coding region: 392-3301 (969 amino acids)
Source: RefSeq, a predicted model, not a curated record